AUGGCCGUUGAAGACGUUUCAUCGGGCGCAACCGGCCGCAAACGAGGAAGGAAAAAAGAGGACGACGAUAUGAUUCGCGUAUGUCGUGAACUGCGCUUGCUACCCCCGUCUUCUUCUGAGCAAGCCUUUCGAUCCUCUCCGUAUGCAGCCCGGAAAGCAUGCCGUCCCUUCGCCUCGUCUCCUUCCUGUGGUGUUCCUCCGCGGAGUUCCCUGCGAAACGUUUCUUUCUCUCCUGCUCGAUGCCCCGUACCUCUGCAUGAGAGAGACGCGCCUUCCACUCUUUCGGGCCCCUCUUCGUUGCUUCUGCGUGUCCCCCCUUCUUUCGAGUCGCCUGCGACUUCUUCCUCGUCCUCCUCUUCGAGACUAGCCUCAGGCGCGCGCGGCGGAGGAUUCCGUUCAGGCUCCACUCGUUCGCAGCCGCGCGGCUCCCAGCCUCCCCGUGCGGCGCCAGAGUUGCCUCCUGCCUCCUUCCUUUUGACGCCUUCGCUCCCUCCCUUUUUCUGCUCCAACGUGGCCUUCGCGGACCGUGUCGCGGAGCCUUUUGCAUUGCCGGAGGGUCGGGACAUGUGGUCCCUCGCCGGCCUGCGCGGGCUUCUCGCCAUCCUCAUCUCCGUGGCGGUUCCCCUCCGCAGGCGCCUUCGCGGGGGGGCGGCGGCGUUGUUUCACGCCCCGCGCUUCGCGGCGCUCCCUCCUUCGUCAUCGAAGAUUCAGCUCGGCGCCCCUAAAUAUCGGAAGCGCGCGGUGCGUGCAGGCCGACAGAAGACUCCCAAGUUUCCGUACCAGCCGAAGGACUCUCUCUUUUACGAUUUCCCCGACCCUCCCGCUGGCCUGCCUCUCCCCCUUAGCGCCCGCCGACCUGCGGCGUCGAAAGGCGAUGACGGAGUUCCCCCGCGCGCAGAGGUCCAGGGGGAACGCCGCGCAGAAACGGAGACUGAGGCACACUUCAGCGCGCACAUACGCCAGCAUUAUGUGCUCCGCGUUCCACCCAUUGAUCAGAGGGCGCGGCGAAUGCUGUGGAUCCACAGGCACCUAGGAAGGCGCGACGGCACUCUCAGCCCUGUGGAGGACGCAAUCACGGAUCUUCUGCUUUCUCACAACGUCCCUGAGGAGGCGGCGCUCGAUCUGUCCGCCCCGGUGGUCAGUGCCUCUUCGUCGCCCUCUUCGGGAUCUAGCCCGUCUCCGUAUUUAUCGCAUCUGCAUGCGCUGGCCUUUCCAGAGUCCCUGGGCCUGACGGCGGCGGAACUGACUCGCCUGCUCACGGUUUGCCCGGAGCUUCUGCUGCCGCGGCGGCUGGCUGCAUGCAGCGCGGCGCUCGACUUUAUCCUCAAGGAGAAGAAGUGGAGCCCAGAAGCCGCGAAGAACCUCCUGCUUCACGUGCCUCGAGCCCUGACCGCGGGUGGCGACCACGUCGCCCGCUGGAUGCGGGAGUACCGGGAGCUGUUUUGCGCUGGCGCGCCGGCGAGCGAGGAGGCGGGCGCGAAGGAGGGGCGGCGCGUAUCAGGCAGCGAAGCACGAGGGCAGGAUGCGGACUCACACAGCCUACAGGAUGAAGCAGAUCGGUUCUUGGAGCGCACCGCUCUCAAGCACCCCAUGGUGUUCGCGGUUCGACGGCCAAGGUCCAAGCUGCGUCAUUUCCUACAAGUCCUCCGGCAGGUGCGCGCCUCGCGAAGCGAGUACAAACCCGCAGGCUGGUCUACGCUGCCUGUCACGGAGCGGGCAAAGAUCGUCGCAUUCCUCUCCUCUUCGUCGGCUCAUCCGUCUGCAGGGAGGGACGCCGCAAACGGCGCGCCUCCCGCCGCAGCUGGUGGCGCCGACCAGGGAGAGGACGCGCGCCAAGAGGCGAGCAGCGCCGCGGCUCUUGAGCUGGAAUGGUACAGAGGGCACUACGAGCGUCUGGAGGAGUUUGAGGGGGAGACGUUGGUUGAGAAGCUGCUGCAGGAGACUGGCGACGAGAAAAGCGGGGGAGAGGGAGCGAGCGAAAGAGAGGCACUUUUGCGGCCUCUGCGUACCGAUGCAGCUCGCAUGCGCGCCGCCAUGAGACACGAGGAAGCGAGCGUCAAGGAGAUGUUUCGGGCCUAUCCACGUUUGUUUAGUAUGGGCAUCGCUGGGAACGUCCGGUCCAAGCUUUUGUAUCUGCAGAAUUACAUGCACAAGGAAGUCGAGGAGGUUUUCCUCUUCCCCCAGUUCCUCUCCUACAGUCUUCGCCGGCGCAUCAUUCCUCGCCACAUCGCGCUGGUGAACGCGUUCCUCCUGCAAGAGAAGGCUCGGCGGAAAUUUGAAAAUCCGCUGUUCGACGAAGGCAAAGCUCUCGAGCAAGUGCGCAAACGUGCGCGGACGCGGAAACACUGGGACGACAGAAUGCGGGAAAAGAAGAGACUUCAGUUGCGACUGGAGCAAAGAAGAGGCUCCGGCGUAGAAGCCCCGCAGGAGGAAGGAAGCGUGUACGAUGAAGAAUACUGGGCAAAGAAAGCCAUGCUAGCUGACGAAGUCUUCCCCUUCAUUGAUGAGAAGAAAGGCUGGAGAGGCCUCGAGCCGUAUCAGCCCUUCGGGAUGCAGCCCCUGCCCCCCCUCCGCGAGAUGUAUGCGACAAGCGACGAAAAGUUCAUGGAGCUAUUUUCCAUCCCCUAUCAUGAGUUUGUGAGCGCCAAGGUUGACGCUGAGAAGGUGAAGAAUCCGCAGACACUGUUUUGA
This is a messenger RNA of Besnoitia besnoiti, 2691 nucleotides long. RefSeq lists its product as uncharacterized. The record is from RefSeq and is a predicted model, not a curated record. Bases 1 to 2691 code for a protein of 896 amino acids. The transcript is spliced from 2 exons. Gene Ontology annotation, molecular function: double-stranded DNA binding. NCBI's taxonomy places the organism in Eukaryota, Apicomplexa, Conoidasida, Eucoccidiorida, Sarcocystidae. Gene Ontology annotation, biological process: regulation of DNA-templated transcription.